This is a messenger RNA of Aspergillus sclerotioniger CBS 115572, 1208 nucleotides long. RefSeq lists its product as uncharacterized. The record is from RefSeq and is a predicted model, not a curated record. NCBI's taxonomy places the organism in Eukaryota, Fungi, Ascomycota, Eurotiomycetes, Eurotiales, Aspergillaceae. Bases 471 to 830 code for a protein of 119 amino acids. The transcript has a single exon.
ACCAGCACCACUGAGUCAGCUGUGUGACAAGUAAGGUAGUAGGACGAGGUGGCAUUGCAUCCAGCAGGGAUGAUAAGAAGGCCAGCCUGUAAGCAGUCAGUGUCUUCUGCACUAGCUCACAACACAGUUAUACAAGCAUCAAACCCCGCUGUUAGUCUGCUGCUGUUCUUCCACGGGCCGUGAAUGGAAGUCCAGUACAUGUUAGUCCGUUAGUGCUGAGGCUCGGCAGGCUUAGCCAUCCUUGCUUGACACUCUUUGUGCUCAGCCAUUCAUCCCCCCUCCUCUCCUCACUUAUCUCCCUCUUCUCUCAGACUCUCAUCCCGACAACCAUGACAGAAUCAACCAAUCCCAAUUUUCCCAAUUCUCCCGGUUCGCCAGGCCUUAUUUCUCUACAAAUAGGAUACUGGAAGACUCGCCCAGACACCUAGGGACACUUCAUAGUAUAGUUCCACCCCAGUUGCUUUGAUUCAAUGCACAUGUCGGUUCCGCUCUUCCUGGUCAACCACGAGGCCUACGCCACUGCCCGCCGCUGGAUAUACAAGCAGGGGUCGACCAUCCGCUUCCACUGGCCCACCGAUCCCUUCCUCUUCCUGCGCCGCUGCCACCCCGCCUCCGAUACGCUCUACGUCCCCGGCGCCCAGUACCACGAGUUCAUCCGCGAACCCGAAUCUGAAACCUUUGGGGAUGGACCACUCCGCUAUCGCACCGCACUUCUUGCGAAUCGCCUUUCCCAAUACCUUCCUGCUCAAGGACGACGGCUACCACCGGCUGACGGAGCUGCUCGAGGACACCAGUUACCGGAGUCCCUGAGAGGUGUUGGUAGUCAUUGAUUAUAGUCCAACUGCUCUCGACCUCCGACCCAGCGAGGAGGCACCGCCUGCGACGCCAUUCCAGUUACAGCGGCAUGACAUAUAAAUAUAUAAGGAUGCUCUUGGGCGAAACCUGAACAGUCACAUCUACUUGUUAUUGACGUUGCAAUCAAGCAGUUACGGUUUCGUAUUCAACCGUGAUACUAUCUGUGCGACGAAUGCGCCCUAUGUGAUGGCUCUCAACCCCGUGGUCAUCAGCGGUCUGCAAGAUGCUAUCCUGACUCCUAAUAUCCGCGAUCAUUAUAUCAUUUUUGUCUCUCCGGGGUCCGGACCGCUUGCUGCCCCACCUGUUUGAUGCAGGCAGUUGGGUGCUACUCUCUUUAUAGUUAUACGCGCCAG